Molecule: messenger RNA, 3620 nt
Organism: Anopheles moucheti
Lineage: Eukaryota; Metazoa; Arthropoda; Insecta; Diptera; Culicidae
Gene: gammaCOP
Product: coatomer subunit gamma
Exons: 8
Coding region: 140-2773 (877 amino acids)
Biological process (GO): intracellular protein transport; endoplasmic reticulum to Golgi vesicle-mediated transport; intra-Golgi vesicle-mediated transport
Cellular component (GO): endoplasmic reticulum-Golgi intermediate compartment; endoplasmic reticulum; COPI vesicle coat
Molecular function (GO): structural molecule activity
Source: RefSeq, a predicted model, not a curated record
UCGAAGAGGAAUAGUGUCGCGUUUCUGUAUGCAAAAAUAGCGCAAAUUUUGUGUAGAAACCCAACUCGGCACAGUGCAAAUUGUGGUAACGUGAGGCCGCAAGCAUUACGCACAGAAUAAUCCGUACCCGGUUAUCAGGAUGAGCUCGUUUAAGCGAGAUAACAAGGAGGAAGAUGACGGUGGCAAUCCAUGGCAAAACCUCGAGAAAACGUCGGUGCUGCAAGAGACGCGAAUGUUCAACGAGACACCGGUGAACGCAAGGAAAUGUACACACAUUCUCACCAAGAUACUGUAUCUGCUCAAUCAGGGUGAGGUGCUGGGCACAAGGGAGGCUACGGAGUGUUUUUUCGCGAUGACUAAACUGUUCCAGUCGAAGGAUGUCGUGAUGCGGCGCAUGGUUUAUCUGGGCAUCAAGGAGCUCAGCCCAAUUGCGGAUGAUGUUAUCAUUGUAACGAGCUCGCUGACGAAGGACAUGACCGGCAAGGAGGAUCUGUAUCGUGCUCCGGCAAUCCGUGCCCUGUGCAGCAUUACGGACAGUACAAUGUUGCAGGCCGUUGAGCGUUACAUGAAGCAGUGCAUUGUCGAUCGGAAUGCACCCGUAUCGAGCGGCGCACUCGUCAGCUCGCUGCAUCUGGCCAGUACGGCCGGAGAGGUCGUAAAGCGCUGGGCAAAUGAAGCACAGGAAGCUCUUAAUAGUGACAACAUAAUGGUGCAGUAUCACGGUCUCGGUUUGCUAUACCACAUCCGGAAAGCGGACCGGCUCGCAGUAACAAAGCUGGUGAACAAGCUGACACGCCAGCAUCUACGCAGCCCGUACGCUACGUGCUUUUUGAUUCGCAUUGCGUGCAAAAUCAUGGAAGAGGAAGACGCGAGCGGUAAUGCGACAGAGGAGUCGCCGCUAUUCAAUUUUGUCGAGUGCUGUCUGCGCAACAAAUCAGAAAUGGUGGUUUACGAAGCGGCCCACGCUGUCGUCAAUCUAAAGCGGACAAAUCCACGGGAACUCUCGACUGCGGUCAGCAUUCUGCAGUUGUUCUGCGGUUCAUCGAAGGCCACGUUACGUUUUGCAGCAGUGCGUACGAUGAACAAGGUGGCCAUGUUGCAUCCACCCGCCGUCAAUGUGUGUAAUCUCGAUCUAGAGGGGCUGAUCGCGGACUCGAACCGAUCGGUGGCAACACUCGCUAUCACUACUCUGCUAAAGACGGGUGCGGAAAGUUCGGUUGAGCGGUUGAUGAAGCAGAUUGCAACGUUCGUGGCGGAAAUUUCGGACGAAUUCAAGCUUGUGGUUGUGCAGGCGAUUCGUUCGCUGUGCACUAAGUUCCCCCGAAAGCACGCAGUCACAAUGAACUUCCUAAGCGGAAUGCUGCGGGAGGAAGGUGGUUUGGAGUAUAAGACAUCAAUCGUCGACACGAUCAUCCUGAUUAUUGAGGAGAAUCCGGAUGCGAAGGAGGCCGGUCUCGGUCAUCUGUGCGAAUUUAUCGAGGAUUGUGAGCAUACAUCACUGGCAGUGCGAAUUCUGCAUCUACUCGGCAAGGAAGGCCCUUACUCGAAGUGCCCGUCGCGCUACAUUCGCUUCAUCUACAACCGGGUCAUACUGGAGAAUGCGACCGUACGGGCGGCGGCAGUCGCUGCAAUCGCACAAUUCGGCGCGUGCUGUCCGGAUCUGUUACCGAACGUACUGGUGUUGCUGAACCGUUGCCAGAUGGAUUGUGACGAUGAGGUGCGCGAUCGGGCCACCUACUAUUACACCAUCCUGAAUCAAUCGAACCCGGACCUGAACAAGCGGUUCAUUGCCGACCAUGAGAUCGUAUCGUUGCCACUGCUGGAAAAAUCACUGAACGAACAUCUGAAGGGCUCACUGACGGAGCGUUUCGAUCUGUCGAUAGUACCGAAAUCGCAGGUCGUCCAACCAGAAGUAAACGAGGAAGUAAUGAUCAUGAACAAAGCGGCACCAAAAAUUGCUCGUGUCAAUCGCGAAGAGAUUAACACAGAGAAGCUGCUCGCCAUACCAGGCAUUCAUCAUGUGGGCGCACUGCACAAAUCCUGCGCACCGGUCCAGCUGACCGAGAGCGAAACCGAGUAUACGGUGUCCUGCAUCAAGCACUGCUUUGCGCAUCACAUCGUGUUUCAGUUUGAUUGUGUCAACACGCUGUCGGAUCAGUUGCUAGAGAAUGUGCGCGUCGAUUUGGAGCUUCCGGAAGGGUUUGUAUCGCGUGCCGUCAUUCCAUGUGCGAAGCUACCGUACGGUGACAAAGAAUCUACCUAUGUUAUCGUGCAAUUCCCCGAAGACGUACCCAGCUCUAUUGCCACACUGGGUGCUACACUACGCUUUCUGGUGAAGGAUUGCGAUCCAGCAACGGGUCAGCCGGACUCGGACGAAGGUUACAACGAUGAGUACAUACUAGAGGACAUCGAAAUAACCGUUGCAGAUCAAAUGCAAAAAUCAAAGAAACAAAAUUUCCUUGCCGCGUGGGAAAGUGCCGAUACAGAAGAGUGGGUUGAAGCGGAAGACACAUUCGAGCUGUCCACAGUGAACAGUCUGCAGGAUGCCGUCAACACGAUCCUCAAAUUCCUCGGCUUAGCUCCUGCGAACCUAUCCGAAAAUGUCCCUGAUGGAGCCCAUACGCACACGUUACUUUGUUCUGGAACGUUCCGUGGUGGAGUAGAAGUGUUCGUCCGUUCGAAGUUGGCCGUUGCUGAUGGUGUUACAAUGCAGCUGACAGUACGAUCGACGGACAUGGACGUUGCGGAAUUAAUUACGUCCGCGGUAGGCUAAACUUGUGCGAGUCCCCGAACAGAAACAGCCGGACAAUAUCGAGCACCCCCUGUCUCUCGGCUUCCAUUUUGCUACUGCUCCAAUCUCUCUGGUUUUUGUCUGUUGACGAGGACGCAUAGCAACCGAUGCAGAAAAUGUAUUAUGGAUACUAGACCGGUGGGGUUCACUCAUAUGAACGCUGUUGCUGACGAUCGUUGUAUGCUAUUUUUUCAUUCCGUGCGUUAUAUACAAGAAUGAGCCUCCCGUCUGUCCGUUUGCUCCAGUAGAUGACGGGUAGGACGGGGACUAUCCACGUUGCCCCCUCUUCCUUUCACGCACUGGAAAGCGGAUCAGAUAGGUUGAAAGUGUGGAAUAUAUUUUAACUUACGUUACUAUUAACAAAACAAAGCGGAAGGGAAGGAGGUACGAGUAAACCGUGUCGCUAUUUAAAAUAUUUACCCGUAAUUUGCAGCUGGAGGUUUUUUAAAUUGCUUUAUGUUUUCAACAAACAACACCAAAAGUGAACACACGAACGGAAUGUAUUGUGAAGAAAGUGCUUAUUGUUAUGCUAAUUUUUUUUUUGGUGCAGUCUUCUGUUUGUCGUGUUUUGCUUUAUUUAUCUCAUAAUGCAUCGAGUUGCACACAGAUUCGAUAGAGACGAAUGUAGUUGUAAGUUUCAAAGUCUCUAUAAGCCGACCCAACAACCACAACACAGAUUCGACGCGAUAUGCUGAACCACACACACACACAAACACCUCCACAUGAAAUUUCCCUUCCGGACACGUGUAUGUGAAUAUGUAUUAACUAGUGUAAUAUGAGUACCACUGAAACAAUAAAGAAACACGGUUACUUUUGUUUUCUUUACUCA